AUGACAGCACAGAAUAUACUAACUCACCUAAUGACAGCACAGAAUAUACUAACUCACCUAAUGACAGCACAGAAUAUACUAACUCACCUAAUGACAGCACAGAAUAUACUAACUCACCUAAUGACAGCACAGAAUAUACUAACUCACCUAAUGACAGCACAGAAUAUACUAACUCACCUAAUGACAGCACAGAAUAUACUAACUCACCUAAUGACAGCACAGAAUAUACUAACUCACCUAAUGACAGCACAGAAUACACUAACUCACCUAAUGACAGCACAGAAUAUACUAACUCACCUAAUGACAGCACAGAAUACACUAACUCACCUAAUGACAGCACAGAAUAUACUAACCCACCUAAUGACAGCACAGCAAACACUAACCCAUCAAAUGACAGCACUCACCCGACAUAUGGUGCAAGUGAACACUGCAUCCCGUGUGUCCUCUCUUGUGCAUCGUUUAUGA
Molecule: messenger RNA, 465 nt
Organism: Candidula unifasciata
Lineage: Eukaryota; Metazoa; Mollusca; Gastropoda; Stylommatophora; Geomitridae
Source: the annotation of a GenBank genome assembly